This is a messenger RNA of Cydia fagiglandana, 3300 nucleotides long. RefSeq names its product acid-sensing ion channel 2-like. The transcript is spliced from 11 exons. The record is from RefSeq and is a predicted model, not a curated record. Gene Ontology annotation, cellular component: plasma membrane. Bases 15 to 1337 code for a protein of 440 amino acids. Gene Ontology annotation, biological process: sodium ion transmembrane transport. Lineage: Eukaryota; Metazoa; Arthropoda; Insecta; Lepidoptera; Tortricidae. Gene Ontology annotation, molecular function: ligand-gated sodium channel activity.
UUAAUAAUUUUCGUAUGAGGACUAGGGCAGAGCUUCAACAGAGGCUUUUGUUUUUUGCGUGGAACAGUAAUAUUAAUGGCUUCAAACAUGUAGUGAGGAGCAAAAGUAUUCUGGUCAAAUGGUUAUGGGCGGCGGUGCUGGCCGCGUCAGCGGGCUGCAUGGCCGUGCUGCUGGCGCCGGGUGCGCGCGACAGCGCCGCGCUCAGCUACAACCCCGAGACGCGCUACCUUCUCUGGACGACUACCUUCCCAGCUGUCACCGUGUGCGAGAGGUUUUAUGCCUCGACGGCUCAAAGGCAGUUCACGGAUAGCGCUCAGUAUGGUCCCCUGAUAAAACAUUUAUCGUACAACUAUCGCCGAUAUUUGACGAACUUGUUGAACGGAAUGGGGUCCUGUACAAAGGAGGUCUGCGUACCUUGCGGCUCCACGGUGCCGUGCGACCUGCCCUGGAGGCAGAUCAUUGAUUACAUCUACAAGAGCUGCUCGGAGCUCCUGAGCGAGUGCGCGUUCAACGGCGCCGCGUUCCCGUGCUGCGCGCGCUUCCGCGCCGUCGACGCCGAGCACGGGCCCUGCUACUCCCUCAACACGCUCCAGCACAGAAAUUCCACGCACGAACCACUUAUGACAGUAAAUAGAUCUACUGGACCAGGUCUAUUAUCAUUUCGUGUUCAUCACGAUACUUUUAUAUCCGUUCACAGUCCGGAAGAGUUGUCAACAAAUAAUUUGGAUAACAAGUUCAAGUUUGACGUGAAAACACGAGAAGAGAACUGGGUCGAGUUCCUUUUCUCGCUGGUGGAGAUGGCGAACGACCCUCUGCUAAAGUUCGAGGAGCUACUCGUGCGCGGCUGUCGCUAUCUGGAGGAGGUGCCAGCUACCGCCCUCUACACUUACCCCGUAUACUCUUACGGAGCGUGCAAGCUGGCUGAGAGCACCAAAGCCUCCUUCCGGCACUGCGGCUGUGUGCACCCGGCGCGCGACCUGGCUUACGAACAGAAAUAUUGCAAUUAUACUGGGCUCAAUUGUUUGGUGACCUAUGAAGCAAACAAGAACAAGUUAGGCAUAGAGCAGAAAAAAAACGACGCCCCGUGCUUGCCGUCCUGCAGCGAGAGUGAGCUGACCACAAUACAUAUAUCCAAGAAAUGGGUGAGCGAGGACACCGAAGCGGGAACAAAGGUGAACAUCCGGAUGUCGUCUCUGCCGCACUUGCGCUACGAGCGGCACCUGGUGCGCUCGAGUCUGGAUCUAGUCGUUUCCGUAGGAGGAGUCAUUGGAUUGUUUUUCGGAGCUUCUAUACUAAGUUUGGUGGAAGUAUUUUACCUUAUCAUUCGAAAACCAUAAAAAUAUUUAGUUAUAUAUUAAUAAAUACCCCGAGAACCAUGCCUUUUUAACCGACUUCCAUUUCAUAGAAGGAGGAGGUUCUGUAUUCGGUUGUGGCUAUUUUUUUUUUUUCUAUGUACGUUCACCGAUUACUCCGACAUCCGUAGUCCGAUUUGAGUAAUUCUUUUUUUGUUUGAAAGGAGCUACCUCCGAGUUGGUCCCAUUUUAAUUUGGUUCUGUUCUGAUGAUGGGAUCCAUGAGGAAUUGAGGGAACUCCUCAAUUUUUAAAGGCACAUGCAUGGUGAUUUGGGUGUUUUCUUAAGCAACUCGAGCAUUUUCUCCCGAAAACCACCACUUUGAUGAAGUAGACCUGAUGAUGAUGAUUGUUUUGAUGAUAAUGAUGAUGAUUUUUUAAAUGUAGUAUGUUCAGCGAUUACUCCGGCACCUGUGAUCCGAUUUGAGUAAUUCUUUUUUUGUUUGGAAGGAGUUACCUCCACGGUGUUUCCGUAUUAUUUUUGGUUCUGGUCUGAAGAUGGAAUCCAUGAGGAAUUGAGGGAACUCCUCAAUUUUUAAAGGCACAUGCAUGGUGAUUUGGGUGUUUUCUUAAGCAACUCGAGCAUUUUCUCCCGAAAACCACCACUUUGAUGAAGUAAACCUGAUGAUGAUGAUUGUUUUGAUGGUAAUAAUGAUGAUUUUUUUAAAUGUAGUAUGUUCAGCAAUUACUCCGGCACCUGUGAUCCGAUUUGAGUAAUUCUUUUUUUGUUUGGAAGGAGUUACCUCCAAGGUGUUUCCGUAUUAUUUUUGGUUCUGGUCUGAUGAUGGAAUCCAUGAGGAAUUGAGGGAACUCCUCAGUUUUUAAAGGCACGUGUAAAGUGAUUUCGGUGUUUUCUAAAGUAACGCGAGCAUUUGCUUCCGAAAACCGCCAAUUUGAUGUAGUGCAAGUGUAGCCAAGUGUAGCCUUACCACGAGUUUGACAUUGACAUAUUCGCUAAGUUAGCGACGCUAACGUCUUCGUAACUUACUAUUUAUGCAUCUCGCUCGCACUAAUAUGCCAGUACGAGCGAGAUGCAAAGAAAGUAAGUUACACACACGCUAGCGAAUAAAUCAAUGUCAAACUCUUGGUAAGCUGGUAAGGCUACUGAUCGGGGGUUAGGGUUAGGAGUUAAGGCGAAGCGAAGUUAAGGGAAUGGCGGUUGAAGGGCUGCUGGUUCAGGGUCGAGGGGUUCAUGGAUCAGGGGUUGAUGCGCUGUGAGGUAGAGUGAUCGGGGAGUUGAGGGAUUGGGUCAGUGGCGGGGCGGAGGAUGGAUUUAGUGUAGUGACAGGAAUUAUAAUUUCCCAGACGGACUCGAAAAAAUUCCUGAUUAAGUACAUAUUUAUUAAAGUAGGUACACGAAUUUAGUGUUAAUCAUGAUGUUGUUUUUCAUUCAUGCGUCGCGCACUUAACAAUGCGUUAAAAACUAAAAAUGGAAAAAUAAAAACUUUUUACAAAAAAAAGAAAACCGACUUCAAAAAGGAUGAAAUAAAAUAUUAUCCUUUUUAAGUCUAUGCGUUACCAACUGAUAUGUUUGAAGUCGGUGCCAAGCCAAGUAGUAACAAUACCCGUCAAAAAUAAUCAGCUUUAAACCCCAUUAGAACUGCCCACCCAUUUCUUUUUUUUACAGUCGACGUCAAAGAUAUGUUUACACUUUUGCACCGUACUCCUUUGUAAUAUGUAAUAUAAGACGAAAAGUGUAAACAUAUUUUUAACGACGACUGUACCGAAAGUACGUUCAUUGUCGUCGUGUAAGGCAAUCCAACGUAAAUCAUUAUAGAAUCGCACCAAAAUCAUGGUAUGCUUCAAAAGUUGGCUUGGCACCGACUUCAAACAUAUCAGUUGGUAACGCAUAGACUUAAAAAGGAUAAUAUUUUAUUUCAUCCUUUUUGAAGUCGGUUUUCUUUUUUUUGUAAAAAGUUUUUAUCCUUCGUAUUUUUGUGUGUGUGUUAC